CAACGGAGGUACGUUAUCGAGGUGUAGUCAGUUCUACACAAAAGUUGCCGUGAGUGAGCAUAAGUUUAUUGUGAAAUUUCACUAUAAAAUUAUAUUCAUCGUAUUCGUCAGUAACGUGUGCUUUCUUCACAAUCAAAAUGAAAGGACUUGCAAAACAUAUUCUUCUAGCAUUUAUUGCUGCUAUGUUUCUGUACCAGAAACCCAUAGCACAAGCAGAAACAGAGUACAGAAAAAGGGACAAAAAAGCAACUUUUAUGGACAGUGAAUCUCAAGACUUUGGACCACCCGUGAUCGAGUCAGUGAAAACGACGUACAGGGAAAAUAGCAACCAGGGCAAGAUCCAGGUCACCGUAUGUGCCAAUCCACCACCACAGACUGCUGAGUGGAGAAUGCGGAAUUUAAGGCUUAAUGUGCCAGGGAGACUUGAGUUUUAUGCGGCAGAGGUUUCUAGAAUGGCUAAACUCCACUGCUACAUGUACAUUUUAAAAAUUGAUAAUGUCGGAGUCCAGGACCAAAUUACAUACAUUCUUAAAAUAACAAAUGACCGCGGCUCCAAAUUUGAGUCUAUAUCAUUCAAUAACACCAACAAUCCGCUUCGGGUAACUCCGCAAGUAUUAUUGAUCAUAACGGCUACAUUAUUUGUCUCAGCGUGCGUACUUACUAUUUGCCUUACACUGAAAGGUCUUGCAAGUGAAGCAGACAGUGAAGAAAAUGUGGAGAUGGCAGGCCUCGACCGGCUGCCCAGCCUGCCUGUCUCGGGUCCAGAGUACCUGCAGGAGCGCCGCGUUCUGGAAACACACAUGUAAGCGGUGUACCCACCAGCGGAUACAGGCGGUGGGGGUGUGCUAGGGGGCUCAUCAUUUCAUCGGUUUACAGUAGCUUCCUUCUGUUAGGCUUAUUUUUUAAGGUUCAAUAUACCAAAAUGUUCAGUUCGAAAAAAAAUACCAAAUUAAGAUUAAAGUUUUACAUGAACAACAAAUACCUACUUGUACUAGUCAUGAUGGUGCAUCAAUUUAAGACGGAAUUCAAGUUGCGUUUUAAUUUAAAUUUAAGUUUUUAAAUCUAAGUCAGACGACGCUAUUACAUACAAUGUUUUAGCACGACUCAUAGCAUCAUACAUUUGGCACUCGAUCUGUAUCUCGUAUGAUUACACUAAAAAUUUAAAAGUAAAAAAAAAUUUAACCGACUUUAAAAACAUGAAACAUACUGACUAAACUAAAAAGCGAAAAAUAUUGUCAUCAUAAUAGUUCAUAAUAUGUACCUACUAACUGAUGAUCAGUUUGAAGGCGCCAGCCCGAUAAUGUAUUUAUGCUGUUAUGAACAUGCCCAGCCCUUUGUUUACAUAUUGGCUUUCUGUGCAUCAAGACAAUAUUAAACAAUAGUUUACACUCCGGACUAGAAUGACGCCUGGGAAGAGUCUUUUAACCUUCCCAGUUAGUAUGUAAGUUUUAUACUUAUUUGAAUUAUUAAUUAUUAUUAUUUUGUAUUACUAUGUAAUAUCUAUACCUUUAAUAAAAAAUAUUAUUAUUAUCAUCAUUGCAAACUCAACUCAUUGCUUUUAUCGCCUCCUCAAAAUUACCUAGCGACCCGACCACGCUCAAGGUUGUCAAACCUCCCUCAGAACUUAAUCAAUUUUUAAAUUUAUUCUAUUUUCGAAUGUUUCAAUAAUUUUCUUGCAUUUUGUUUUAAAUCAAAUUAAAUAUGAACUCUUUUCAAAAUCCUACUAUGAACUCUUUCCAACGCCCUAAAUAACAAUAUUUGUUUCUAUAAAACCAACUCUGUUCUAACUAAGUACUUCCUCUAACAUAGUAAAUAAAACAAUAUUUUUCAUAAAAUAUAAAUUAUAUUUUUCAUAUCUUUCCACAUUUAUUUUUUGUAUAUAAUAAUAUAUGAAGGUAUAUUAAAUAUUGUGAGAAGUUGUUAGAGAGUAAAGUAUUUUGUUUUUGUGCUUGAAUUAAAGCUUUCAAUGAUGAUGAUUCAAACUCUGCGCUCGCAUCAAAAUUUAACUUUGUUCUCUUGUUUAACAAAUAACUUCUAUUACUCGUAGUAUAUAAGUAAAUUAAUGUAUUUUAAAUUA
Messenger RNA from Bicyclus anynana (squinting bush brown), 2077 nucleotides. RefSeq lists its product as uncharacterized. NCBI's taxonomy places the organism in Eukaryota, Metazoa, Arthropoda, Insecta, Lepidoptera, Nymphalidae. The transcript has 7 exons. The record is from RefSeq and is a predicted model, not a curated record. Bases 138 to 806 code for a protein of 222 amino acids.